Phoenix dactylifera (date palm) is the source of this 2565-nucleotide messenger RNA. RefSeq names its product mitochondrial Rho GTPase 1. The record is from RefSeq and is a predicted model, not a curated record. Gene Ontology annotation, cellular component: mitochondrial outer membrane. Gene Ontology annotation, molecular function: GTP binding; calcium ion binding; GTPase activity. NCBI's taxonomy places the organism in Eukaryota, Viridiplantae, Streptophyta, Magnoliopsida, Arecales, Arecaceae. Gene Ontology annotation, biological process: mitochondrion organization.
CCCCCGUCCUCUCCCUUCUUUCCCAUGCACACGGAUUAGGGCACCCACCGCCGCUCGCUCGCCCUCUUGGUGGCGGAGCCUCCUCUCUUUUAGAGCAAAAGCCCAUCCCCGAAAACCCACACCUCUCCUCCCAGCGCCGGCGGUCGCUUCUGUCUCCUCAUCUCUGCCAUGGCGGCCAACCCCGCGAGCGUCGGCAGCCGGACCAGCGUCCGCGUCGUCGUCAUCGGCGACCCCGGCACCGGCAAGUCCAGCCUGAUCGUCUCCGUCGCCACCGAGACCUUCCCCGAGAACGUCCCCGACGUCCUGCCCCCGACCCGCCUUCCCGCUGACUACUACCCCGAUCGCGUUCCUACUACCAUCAUCGACACCUCCUCGAGCCCGGAGAACAAGAGCAAGCUUAUCAGCGAGUGCCAGAUGGCCGACGCCAUCGUCCUUACCUACGCCUGUGAUCGCCCCUCCACCCUCGACCGCCUCAGUACCUACUGGCUCCCGGAACUCCGCCGCCUCGAGGUAAAGGUACCGGUGAUUGUGGUCGGUUGCAAGCUGGAUCUGCGCGACGAGCAGCAGGUGAGCCUGGAGCAGGUGAUGUCGCCGAUCAUGCAGCAGUUUCGAGAGAUCGAGACUUGCAUCGAGUGUUCUUCCCUCAGGCAGAUUCAGGUUCCUGAGGUUUUCUAUUAUGCCCAGAAGGCAGUGCUUCAUCCUACUGCCCCACUUUUUGAUCAAGAAACACAGUCCCUAAAGCCUCGAUGUGUGAGGGCUUUGAAACGGAUAUUCAUUCUCUGUGACCAUGACAGAGAUGGAGCUCUCAGUGAUGCAGAGUUGAAUGACUUUCAGGUUAGAUGUUUUAAUGCUCCUCUACAGCCUACUGAAAUUGUGGGUGUCAAGAGGGUUGUGCAAGAAAAGAUGCCUGAGGGGGUUAAUGAGCAUGGCCUUACAUUGACCGGAUUCCUUUUUCUCCAUGCACUUUUUAUAGAAAAAGGCCGUCUUGAAACAACGUGGACAGUGUUAAGAAAAUUUGGAUAUGACGAUGAUAUUAAACUUAGGGAUGAUCUCCUUCCAUUAACAUUUAAACGAGCCCCUGAUCAGAGUGUGGAGCUGACAAAUGAAGCCGUGGAGUUCUUGAAGGGAGUCUUCUUCAUGUUUGAUAUUGACAAUGAUGGGGCUCUGCGACCUGCUGAACUUGAAGAUCUGUUUUCAACUGCACCAGAGAGCCCUUGGUCUGAACCUCCUUACAAGGAUGCUGCAGAAAAGAACGUGCUAGGAGGAUUGUCACUUGAAGGAUUUCUUUCAGAGUGGGCCCUCAUGACACUUCUAGAUCCAGCAGGUAGUCUGGCUAAUCUGAUAUACAUUGGAUACACUGGUGAUGCUGCUUCAGCAUUUCAUAUAACCAGAAAAAGGAGGUUAGAUCGUAAACGUCAACAAUCCCAGAGAAAUGUUCUGCAGUGCUUUGUCUUUGGUCCUAAAAAUGCUGGAAAAUCUGCAUUGUUAAACACACUGGUUGAGAGGACAUUCUCUGAGAAGUAUACACCAACAACCAGGGAGCGGUUUGCAGCAAAUAUUGUUGAACUACCAGGAGGGGUAAAAAAGACACUAGUGAUGCGAGAGGUACCAGAAGAUGAAGUCCAAACGAUGCUCUCAAAUAAGGAGUCUUUAGCAACUUGUGACAUAGCAGUAUUUGUUCAUGAUAGUUCGGAUGAAAAUUCAUGGACGAAAGCAAAAGAUUUGCUGAUGCAAGUCGCUAGUCAUGGAGAAAAUACUGGCUUCGAGGUUCCUUGCCUUAUUGUUUCUGCUAAGGAUGAUCUUGAUCCAUAUCCCUUGGCCAUACAGGACUCAACGAGGGUAAGCCAGGACAUGGGAAUAGAGACACCUAUACCUGUCAGCUUUAAGUUAAGAGAUUUCAAUAAUGUCUUCCGUAGGAUAAUUACUGCUGCACAACAUCCCCAUAUGAGCAUUCCUGAAACUGAAGCUGGAAGAAACCGCAAGCACUAUCACCGGCUCGUAAAUCGUUCCCUCAUGUUAGUUUCAGUUGGGGCUGCUGUGGCAGUUGUUGGACUGGCUGCUUAUAGGGUUUAUGCAGCUAGGAAGAAUAAAUAGCCUGAGGAUCUCAAUUGGGUGCCUCGAGUUGCUUGGCAAAACAGCAGAAGCGGUUGUAGUAGCUUCGCUGCUUUUUUGGAACUGUCCUCUGUGGCCUUUCGUUCUUCGAAGAUGGACGGUUCUAUCACCAGCUUCCAUCAAGGCCAGAGCAAAUUUCUAGUUACAACGCUGUCUCUGGUUUUCUGUUUCUGCUUUUGAGAUGUUUAAAUGUUGUUGCCUUAGCCUUUUAUUGAUGGAAAGCUUGAAGUUUUUGUUGGUGGAUAAGGGUAACCUAAACGCUCUAGGCUGCCCUUCUCUUUUUUGUUAUUUCUCAUAUCUGUUACGUUGUCAGAUGGCUCAAUUUUGGAGUCUCUGGCUUCCGCAUACCAUCUCUUGUGCUAGGGAUGAGAGCUUGUUGGUUAUACAGAUGGAGCUAUACUACGGUUACCAUGGGGCAUUUUUAUUCAUCUCCAUCUUAAAACCAUUUCCUUA